AUGAAACCUGCGCAGGACUCUCAAGAAAAGGUUUCUAUUGAACAGCAAUUGGCUGUAGAGUCAAUAAGGAAGUUUCUGAACUCGAAGACUUCUUAUGAUGUGUUACCUGUUUCCUACCGUCUAAUUGUCUUGGAUACUUCUUUACUAGUGAAAAAAUCAUUGAAUGUUCUUCUGCAGAAUAGUAUUGUCUCUGCGCCACUAUGGGACUCUAAGACCUCCAGAUUUGCUGGGUUACUGACCACCAGAGAUUUCAUUAAUGUCAUCCAAUAUUAUUUUUCCAAUCCGGAUAAGUUUGAAUUAGUAGACAAACUACAAUUAGAUGGAUUAAAGGAUAUAGAGCGGGCUCUCGGAGUUGAUCAACUAGAUACAGCUUCCAUUCAUCCAUCCAGACCGUUAUUUGAAGCGUGUCUCAAGAUGUUGGAAUCAAGAAGCGGUAGAAUACCAUUGAUUGACCAAGACGAGGAGACUCAUAGAGAAAUCGUUGUCAGCGUUCUUACCCAAUAUAGAAUCUUGAAGUUUGUUGCUUUGAAUUGCAGAGAAACUCAUUUCCUUAAGAUCCCAAUUGGGGACUUAAACAUUAUCACGCAACAAAAUAUGCAAAGUUGUCAAAUGACAACUCCAGUCAUAGACGUGAUUCAAAUGCUUACCCAAGGCCGUGUUUCUUCUGUUCCCAUUAUUGACGAAAACGGUUAUUUGGUCAACGUAUAUGAAGCAUACGAUGUUCUGGGCUUGAUCAAAGGAGGCAUCUACAACGACUUGUCAUUAAGCGUUGGGGAAGCCCUUAUGAGAAGAAGUGACGAUUUCGAGGGUGUUUAUACGUGCACUAAAAACGACAAAUUAUCUACUAUUAUGGACAACAUUAGAAAAGCAAGGGUACAUAGAUUCUUUGUUGUCGAUGAUACCGGACGAUUGGUCGGCGUUUUGACGCUAAGUGAUAUCCUUAAAUAUAUCCUUCUGGGUAGCAAGUAA
Molecule: messenger RNA, 969 nt
Organism: Saccharomyces kudriavzevii IFO 1802
Lineage: Eukaryota; Fungi; Ascomycota; Saccharomycetes; Saccharomycetales; Saccharomycetaceae
Gene: SNF4
Product: AMP-activated serine/threonine-protein kinase regulatory subunit SNF4
Exons: 1
Coding region: 1-969 (322 amino acids)
Source: RefSeq, a predicted model, not a curated record